Adineta steineri is the source of this 1566-nucleotide messenger RNA. The record is from the annotation of a GenBank genome assembly. NCBI's taxonomy places the organism in Eukaryota, Metazoa, Rotifera, Eurotatoria, Adinetida, Adinetidae.
AUGAUUUGUUCAAAUAUUGUAAAUGAAUCAACAGACAAAUAUGAAGAAUAUAUUGAAGAUGAAAGAGAAUAUGAAAAGGAUUUGAAAGAAUUAAUUUGUUCACAUGAUUUAUUAAUGAAAGAUUUGAAAUCUUUUCUCUUAAAAUUAUCAAUCGAUGAAUUAAUUAAUUUAAUUAAAUAUAUUUAUGAAUUCAAAAUCAAAUAUGAUCAUAUUCAAUAUCAAAUAAAUUUUAUUCAAAAUCAAAUCAAUUCAAAUAAACAACAAUUAAAUUUAAUAAAAAAUCAAUUUUUUAUUUCUAAUAUUCAACAAUUAAAUAAAGAUAUCCAACAACUUAAAUUAGAUUUACAAGAGAUUUUAUCUCAAGAAAAUAGAAAUAUUUUAUCAAAUAAUUUAACAAUUGAAAAAGUAAAUCAUACAUCAAAUUUAGAUAUCAAUGAAAAACAUUUUCCUCUUAUUCAAUCAGAAGAUGAAGAUGAAGAAGAAGAAGAAGAAGACGAAGAAUUAGUAGCUUUUGUUAAUUCUGAUAGUACAUUACGAAUAAAUCAAAAGAUUCGUUUAUCAAAUAAUAUUGUUCGUUGGUUACGAGGUCCAAUAAAAGUAAUGCUUGAUGGUACAAUGCAUGCAGUUGAUGUAUGUGCACAAGGUACACAUAUUAGUGAUAGUGCUUUACAAGCUGUUAAACAAGGUUUAGAUAAACAAAAAAUGACUCUCUCAAAAGAAGAAGAAGAAGAAGAAGAAGAAGAAAUUGUAAAUAAUUCAAUGAAAUAUCCAUUUAUUGAAAUAACAUCGGAAUGGAAAUUUCAAGAAGAAAAUUCCGAUCGUGGUUAUAGUAGUCCAUCGAUAUGGAUGAUAAAUAAGAAAAAUAAAAUGAGAUUUUUAUUUAAAAUUCAAGAACUUCCAUUAUGUGCUGCGAAUGAAUGGUUAGCUUAUGUUUUAGGAAGAUAUCUUGGUUUACCUAUAAAUCAUGUACAAAUUUCAAUUUAUGAAAAUAAUUUAAUUACAAUACAUAAAGAUGUUGGAAAAUAUAAUGAAAAAACAAUAACAUUUAUGGAUUUACCAAAACAAAAAAGACGAACAAUAUUAACUUAUCCAAUCAUUGAAUCUAUGGAUUUAUUUGAUAAAAUUAUUCAAAAUGUUGAUAGAAAUCCACGAAAUAUUUUAAUAACAAUAUUAAAAAAAAAUCAUAUUAAUGAUGAGAAUAUUAAAUUAAAAAUACAUUUUAUUGAUCAUUCAUCUUGUUUUGGUAUGGGUAAACUUAAUGGGAUUAGUGUUGUUGCUUCGAAAUUUCAUAGUAAUCAUCUUGCUGUUGUCAAAUUUGAUCCAAUACAUAAAUCAAAACAAUUUGAAAAAUAUCUUAAAAAACUUCCAAUUGAAGAUCGUCCUCUUAUAAGUAAAACAUUACAUCGUUUUGCAACAAUAACUGAUUAUCAAUUUGAUAGUUGGAUUAAUCAAAUAAAAGAUUUAUUAUCAAUUAGUCAAUAUAAUAGAAUACAAAAUGUUUUAAGAAAACAAAGAGAUAUUGCCAAAUUUUAUUCUAUACAAUGGGGAUUUUCAAAUAUGAAAUAA